This is a messenger RNA of Biomphalaria glabrata, 4710 nucleotides long. RefSeq names its product hyaluronidase conohyal-P1. Gene Ontology annotation, biological process: hyaluronan catabolic process; carbohydrate metabolic process. The record is from RefSeq and is a predicted model, not a curated record. Gene Ontology annotation, molecular function: hyalurononglucosaminidase activity. NCBI's taxonomy places the organism in Eukaryota, Metazoa, Mollusca, Gastropoda, Planorbidae. The transcript is spliced from 7 exons. The coding region runs from base 343 to 1821 and encodes 492 amino acids.
AACAUCCGGAUUUACAAAUUUGUUGUUCUGUUAUGUUGACCGUCUUGACACUUAGAGAAGCUAAUACUAAAAUAUGAAUAACAUUCUUGAUCUACACUCUAUAGAUAGAUCUAGAUUAGAUCGGACGAUUAUCUCAGUCACAGUUACUGUCUCAAAUAAGUAUUAAAAUUACUAAUUUAAUUUAAUUAUUUACUAAUACUAAAUGUAGAUUGUAGAAUUGUAGUAAAUUAAACACUUGGAGUUCAGUUUUCUUCAACGCAAUCAACUUCAAACUUUGACUAUGUCUAGAGGAGUUAAUGAAAGGUUUAGCUGAAACAUUGCUUACAUAGUAAAAUAUUAACAAUGCAUUCAAUUGCUUUGAUUGCCUUCUUGUACUUUACACUCAACAUUGAGGCCAAACCUAAAGGGUGCACUGGCCCCUCCAUUCUUCGGAAUAAGCCAUUUGUGAUAGUAUGGAAUCACCCAAGCACGGCAUGUGAGGACAGAGGAUACCAUCUCAAUUUCCAAGACUGGGGCAUAGUCGACAACAAGAAUGAUAAGUUCAUGGGUGAACAAAUAUCUCUGUUUUAUAAUCUUGGCUCUUUUCCUUCCUACCAUGGCAAUGUAACAAUAAAUGGAGGUAUCCCACAGCUUGCCAAUGAAACGUACCACUUGAGCAAAACUCAGAAUGAUAUCAAGUCUACCUUGCCGAGCAGCAACUUCUCAGGACUUGCUGUGAUUGACUUUGAAAAUUGGCGACCCAUCUUUAUUCUCAAUUAUGAUUCGUUAAGAAUCUAUCAGACCAAAUCCUUGGAGCUGGCCAAACAGCAUUUUCCUUCAUACAAUAACAGUCAACUGUUUCAAGUUGCAACACAUGAAUUUGAAGACUCUGCUAGAUCAGUUCUUGGCAAGACUCUGAGUCUAGCAACAAUGCUGAGGCCUAAUGGAAGCUGGGGAUACUAUGGAUACCCAAGAUGCUGGGAUACAUAUUGUAACACUUCAACUGUACAGUUCAAUGAUCAGUUGAACUGGAUUUACAAUAUCAGCACUGGCCUAUACCCAUCCAUUUAUUUCACCUUGAAUGAACCAUUCAACCAUAGAGCACAGAGGAUCAAGAUGGUGGUGAAGGAGACACUGAGGCUGAAGGCCUCCUGGUCACCAUCCAACGUCCAGCUCUUGCCUUAUGCCUUCUCGCAGGAUGGACCCUAUUCAAUGUUUAAUGCUACAGACUUAUACUAUGCUAUAAGACUGCCAGCUGACAUGGGCUCUUCUGGCGUUGUGCUGUGGGGUAGUUCUGACUACAUGAGGGCUAGAAAUGAGUGCCUCAUCCUGCAGCAAUAUCUGAACACAACUUUGGGGCCAUACUCUUUAGACGUGACCAACUUUUUUGCCAACUGCUCGACAGACAACUGCAAUGGCCAUGGCAGGUGCAUGAAGAAAGAGCUAGAGACCUACUUUCAGUUCCAUCUACAUAAGAAUAAAAGAGACGAGUGCUACAUUAGAGAAGAACACCUGAAGAUGCGGAGUCAAUCAACCUUGAAGAACAAAGCUACAUGGGGUAAAGCUGCCUUUGGAAAUAAAUCUCGCAGAAGUAAAAGUUCAUUAACGCAACAAUUUCACCAAAGUUCAAAUAAUUUGGAACAUUUUUACAAUCUCGGACAUAGAAGAGUGGAAAAACAUUUCAAAAUCACAGAGACGUUAUCUGGAAGGGAAAUGGCUGACUACCUAGAUCUUUUGGAGAUUCCCACCACAAUGUCCAUGACUGGUGAGCUGGUAUAUGAUUAUAAUGAUUACGUCUGUAAAUGCUAUGCAGGCUGGUCUGGUCUGCAUUGUAAUGAAUAAUGUAUCUCAAUUACCUCAACAUGUGUAAACAGCUCAGAAAGAUUUUUAAAAUGUAUUUAUACAGAAACAUAUGAAUAGUUUAUUAUGCCCAGUAUUAAGGUUCUCAUCAUUUUUCCUACAUUUAAUUUGUACAUAAAUCCCCAAAUGCUUUAAUCACCAUAUAAAAACCAUUGAUGAAAGAAAAAUGUUGAGAUUAUGAUUCAAACACAAUAGGCUUUGAGGGAUCUCUGCACUCUCUUAUCACUUGAAUCCUGGCUCUAUUAAACACCAUAUCCUUUUGUUCAAUUUUGAUCUUUGCCAUAAAAAUCAGUGAUUAAAAACUCUUCAACUUUUCCUAUUCAUCCAACAAAACUUCACAGAUUUUAAGUUAACAUUGAGGAUGAAUUUAAGAUAUGUAAAGUUCACAACAUAAUAUGCAUAUGUUCAAUCAUUUGAAACAGACUUUUACAUUCUUUAGAUGUGUCAUGAGAUAAGUAUUCUUUAGAAUAUUUUACUCUUUAGAUACCUGACAUUUCUGUCUCUUAGUAAACCUUUUUUUGAUUUGAAUUAGUCUGUACGGUGCCUACACGUAUUUGUAUUUCUGUUGAUUUGCUCUUCACAAGCAUGUCAAUGCAUUGAUGUCAAUUGUUCAUUUUAAUUCAAAGCUCAAGGAUCCAUCUGACUUUCAAUUUAUAUUUUUACAACUACUUGGCAAUGUAUACAGGAUGAUUGGCUAAAUGGAGAAACCACUUGUUUAACUAGCUGAGGGGGCUUGGGUUCCAAACCUGAUGUAGACUAUGAAUUUUUUAAUUUUAAUUACUUUUUUUUUUUUUACUUCAAGCUGACUUGUGUUUGCUGAGCGUCAUAAAGCAGCACAAAAACUUUACCCCCUAUUUUAAUGGUGUGUGUGUUUCUAUGGUGACAGGUGAGAGGUAGCAAUGGAGUUGGUGGCUAGGCAGUGUGAAUGAUGCAAGAUUAGCGGCACUGUCGUAAGCUGUCUGGUGUAGGCAAGAACGCCAUAGUUUAAAGACGUGUUUUGUAGUGAGUUAGAUUUUCAAAACAACAUUUUUAUAUUAAUACUAAAGUCUACUACAUUUACAAAAUUCUCGACCUGUAUGGCGACAUUUAUGCACUACGCAAGACAGCAGGGUUUCUGUCCAGGGCUUUUGCAAGAGAGGAUUUGAGCCUCUCAAGCCCUCACUCUAAUGGAGUUUGAUGAUGAUGAUGAUGACUACAUUUAUUUCAUCUCAAGUUGAAUUGUGUCUGUAUUGUAAAAUAAGUUCUGUUUGGUCUUGUUCACAAAGAAGUUGUUUCAAGUUUUUUUUUUAGUUGAGAUAUAAUACACCUUCAGUGGUUUAGUUGUCUACCAGCAGUUUGGUGCUACAGUGACCCCAACACCAACAUGUCCACAAAAUCAAUAAUAUUGGUAAUGUAUCCCAUGAGUUUUAUGUACAAGUUAAUUGUGAUGUGCUUAUAGUUCAGCACUUUUGAGCUAUCUCCGAGGAAGGUUGAGUUGUUAUAGUUUAAGUGAUGCAUGUCUCUGACAUUUACACCUCAAAAUUAAGACUGUAUUUAAAAAUCUGAUUUCACUUUCACAAUCACUGUCCUCCUAAUGACUGCCCUCGUAAUAGUUACAACAACUUUUUAUUCUCUGCAAGCCAUACACUUUUGUUUUCUAGUCUGCAUAUUGUAUGAAAAUACAUAAAAGCCAUUUUUCAAAAUGGGCAGUUUUUUACACCCCAUCCUAGGUCAAAUACUUCAUGUUCCUAUUUGUAAAUCCAAUGUUACUAUCAUCUUCAUUGUGUUUACUGUAUGUUCCUAGGUGGUAAGACUGAUUUUUGUCUUCCGAAAACCUUGCCUUUUUCUUUUUAAAAUUAAUUACAUGAAUAUUCUUGGCUCAUAUUUGUAACCAAUUUUUUUUAAAAACAACAUUGACAUACCAGGUUAUUUUAGUAAUUGAUGUUUGUGAUUUUUGGCAUGCCUUGAGUCCAUUUUGCUCUGAUGGGUACCUGACAUUAUUUUAGGAAAAGUAAAGGUGGUUGAGCGUUGUGCUGGCUAAUUGACAUUUUCCUUAUCCGUGGGCCAAAGAAACAGAUAACCUUUACGUCAUCUGCCCUAUAAACUGCAGUCUGAAAGGGGUACUGUAGAUAACACAGAUGUACUGUAGAUAACACAGAUGUACUGUAGAUAACACAGAUGUACUGUAGAUAGCACAGAUGUACUGUAGAUAGCACAGAUGUACUGUAGAUAACACAGAUGUACUGUAGAUAACACAGAUGUACUGUAGAUAACACAGAUGUACUGUAGAUAACACAGAUGUACUGUAGAUAACACAGAUGUACUUUUAUGUCUUCCCACCAAAUGAACAUUCCACCUGGCCUGCCUACUUGUGAACACAUAACUAAUACUGAAGUUGUUGUUUUUAAAUUUGUAUUUAAUUUGUUAUUGAUGAUGUUUUGUUGAUUUUGUCAAACUGUUGCAUUUAAUGUGAUAAAGAAGAUAAAACAUUCCUGGGUCAAUAUGAUGAACUUUACAGUCUGAUUGUAUGACCCAAUUUUACAAACAAGUAAUUUAUGUAUAUACUGCAUUUGUGAACAAAAAUGUUUGACUUCAUAUCAGAAGAAUUAUAUUGACAAAUAUUGUACAUAAACAAAGAUUUAAAAAUCAAAAGUAAAAUGUCUUUCAUUGUGUUGAAGUUAAUUAUGCACUGUGAACUUUUGAAUAGCUGAAAAUACUGUAGCAUGAUUAAAAUAGAUUUCUAAUCAUGACUAAUGACAAUGUUAUUAUAAAAAUCUGGGCUGUCUUAUUAUGUAUCAUUGAAGUUCCAAUUUAUUUUGGUCAUUUUUUUUUUAUUCAAUUCCAUUUUAUUAUUUUAUUUUUGUUUGACUUAUUAAAGUAUAUUUAAUUAUA